AUGGCAGAGAUAGGAGAAAAUGUGGCAAGAGGAAGAGAAGAAGGAGAUGAUGGAGUGGGAGGUUUAAGGCAACCUCAUGACCCCCAGAGCCCUGCCCACUUUCCCUUUUCUGCUCCCCCAGUUAGGGCCCACCAUGUCGGGCUCAGGAGGGGCAUUGUGAUCCAGCUAACAGGCACAGAGGGUGAGUGGGACAGUCUGGAUGACAACGAGCUCAUCUUCCCCCUUGAACACAACGACUAUGACGACCAGACUCCCUACAUCUCCCUCUCCAAGGAGAGACAGAACUCCAUGGAAGAGGAGAACCAACACUACCUCCACUCCCCAGCCUUCCACGUACCCCUCUCCCCCUCCUCACCUGGGUCCCUAGGGGACUGCUCCAACUCAGCCCCCAGCUUCCUCUCCCCCAGCCCAGCCACCCCCACCCACCGACCACUGGCUAGCCUGGUCAAGUCCCUGUCCACGGAACUGGAGCUCCCUCAUGGCUCAUCCCUCAGACCCAGGCCCUUCCUCAGCCUAGUCAAGUCCAUCUCUACUGAGAUCUCCCGCUCAGAGCCAGAGGUGUCGCAGUCCAAGUCUGACUCCCGCCUCAACUUGCACCUGCAGUGGAAGAACCUGACUCAGCCUAAGGGAAGGAGUGACGGAGACUCCCGUACCGCGCCACCCUCGCCCAUCGCUCUAUCCCCGUCCGAGGGCACCAAGGCGGGCUUCUUCAAGAUGGAGCUGGAGGACACGAAGCGGAAGUUCUCUGAGGCCAUGCAGGAGCCUAUGUUCAGUAAACCUAUCAGUAUUUUCAGUAAGAUCAUGGGGGAUGAGAAGGAGAAUGCAGCAGCAGGCAGCCCCAAGCACCAGAGAGCUACAGGGACUCACUCAGCUGGCUCCCCCAGCUCCAGAGGUGUCUAUGUGGGGAGGAUGGAAAGCACGGAGGUGGGCAUCACAGAGUCUCCGCUGCGGAGCGCCAAGAGAACGGAUGGUGACUCUCCGCCGGUGUUUGACUGGCCGUGUGUCAAACACCCAAAGAAGGGUCUGCCCACUAGAACAUGUUCUGUCCACGAUCACCACGGUAACAAACCCAACGACAAUUCAGAGGAACUGGAGAUCUGCACCUACGAUGAAGUCAUGCAGGUUGUUGCCAUUGAGAGUCAUCAUCACAGGCGCCCGCAGAGAUUGCCUGGUUCGCUGAUCUCCUCAGGACCCCAUCGUGUGGUUGUUCAACCCACCUCUCCACCUCCUCCACCACACAUGGUGUUGUUCUGUGUGGCUGUGUUGUCCUACGCCUACUUCAUCCUUCCCCUGGGCCCCUAUAUAUCAGGCCUGGCUCUGGGCAUGGCCUUUGGCUUCCUGCUGGGGCUGCUGCUCAUCAGGUUGGGCUCAACCAGACACACAGCUCAGCCACAUCCACACAGAGACGUUCAGGCCCUGACUGAGGUUGUUAAGCAAGCUGAUGCCCUCGGCAACGAAUCAGACGUCCUCAAGGGCUGGCUGAACGAGAUGUUUGAGUACGACCCAGAGACCUACCACCUGUCCCUGACCCACUCUGUGUUCGCCAGCCUGGAGGGGCACUGCCUUCGCCUGGACUACCCCAGGAACAACAUCAGCCGCAGAGCCACCUACGAUGAAAAGCCUCCCGAGGCUGCGGUUGUCAGCACACGCUGCUUCCAGCUACGACACAGCAAGGUGUUCCUGCUGCCCUCUGAGCUAGCCCGUAAGAGGCUGUGGAACCUGAAGUACCCUAUCUGUAUUGAGCUGGCAGAGGGAGAGGGGGUCAUGGAGGAGGGGAGGGGCACAGUGGAGACCCCAAAAGAGGAGCAGGGGGGAGACCCCCAACUCCAAACACGACCCACCUCUAACCCCAAAACAGCAGCCAACCUCCCCACAACCCUAUACCUAUUCGGACGGACAGGAAGAGAGAAGGAGGAGUGGUUUCAUCACUUCCUGUCCGCGUCCAUGGUAAUGGAGAAGGAGAAGGAGAAUGAGAGGCCUGGCAGAUGUGUUUGCAGAUCAGAUGUGCCGGUAUUGCGAGGGGUGAGCCCAUCAAGACGGUCCCAGGACAGCAGAAGUUCCAGCAGGAUUGGGAGCACUGAAGAGGACCUCCCCGUUCCCCCUUCUGCCCCCUCCAUCCAACCAUCCAGGGUGGGCUCUCCACUGCUGGACUACCCCACCUACAUGGCUCGUUUCCUGCCCUCAGAGCAGCCCAGCCCCCUGCCCAGUCCACCCCUCAACAGCACAGAGACAAGCCCCACCAACAAAGUGAGGGUGAGUUCCGCUGACCACCUGAAUGAAAAAUCUAGAAACAGAUAGAUUAUAUAAUUAAAUAGUGACAGCACUGACUGGGUCAAUGCACUGAUUGGUCGAAUAUUCUGGGACUUCCUGCGUGAGAAAUAUUGGACGGACAUUGUCUCUAGAAAGAUCCAGAAAAAGUUGAGCAAAAUCAGACUGCCUUACUUCAUGAAUGAGCUGACUCUGACUGAACUGGAUAUGGGCUCCUGUCUGCCCCAAAUCACCAGUGCGUCCAGACCUGUAGUCAACAGCAGAGGCUUGUGGCUGGAGCUGGAGGUGGUAUAUACUGGGGCCCUGCAGAUGACCCUGGAGACCAAGAUCAACCUGUCCAAACUGGGCAAGGAGGGCAAGGAGGGCAAGGAGGGAAGCCUGGACACAGACAGCCUCACUGAUACUGGCAGCCUAGGACCCGUCCUCAGUGUUUUGGCUGACAGUGAUGAAGAGUCCUCCAGCGCCGGCUCUUCAGAUGAGGAGGAAGUACUGCUCUCAGAGCACCAAAGCAUUGUGGGAGAAAAGGGGACUCUACCUGGUGCUGAAGGGAUUGCUGCUGGUGGCGGGAGGACAGGCAGGCGGAUUUUGAGAUUUGUAGACAAAAUUGCUAAGUCUAAGUACUUCCAGAAGGCAACAGAGAAUGAGUACAUCAAAAAGAAGAUUGAGGAGAUGUCCAACACGCCCCUGCUGCUGGCAGUGGAGGUUCAGGAGCUUUCUGGGACACUGGCUGUCAACAUCCCUCCUCCCCCUACUGAUAGAAUAUGGUACAGUUUCUGUGUGCCUCCCAAGCUGGACCUGCGUGUCAGACCCAAGCUGGGGGAGAGGGAGGUCACCUUCUGUCACGUGACCGAGUGGAUUGAGAAGAAGCUGCAGGAUGAGUUUGAGAAAGUAUUUGUGCUGCCCAACAUGGACGAUAUCUACCUGCCUCUGAUGCAUUCUGGGAUGGACAGUCCUCCAGCUGGGCUGCUGGAGGAGUGUCCAGCCCAGUCGUCACACUCACAACACUCCUCCAUGGAGUCCAUCGAGAGGAUCUCCCAGGACAAUACUGCUGCAGACUUGGACUUGGACUACACUGAACAAAAAUAUGAACUCAACAUGUAAAGUGUUGGUCCCAUGUUUCAUGAGUUGAAAUAAAGGAGGAUUUCUGUCUGUAAUAAAGCCAUUUUGUGGGGAAAAACUCAUUCUGAUUGGCUGGACCUGGCAGCCCACCAAGUGAAAUCCAUAGAUUAGGAACAAAUGUAUUUAUUUAAAUUGUCUGAUUUCCUUAUGUGAACUGCAACUCAGCAACAUAAUUGAAAUUGUUGCAUGUUGCGUUUUUUUUGUUCAGUAUAGAUGUGCCACCAAAUGUAGUGAGAUACUGUAUAUUACAGACUUUAAGUGAUACCUUUGGUCAAUGUUUACAUGUGAGGAACAGUAAAGCGAUGUGUGUUUGCGUGUGGAUUUAAUUUUUUUACAGUUCAAUGUCCUUUUGAUCAGACAGUCCAUAUUUAAUACGUGAAAGAUGAAAACGAUCGUUGAAUAAAACCAAGACAUAUAGAAAUGUUUUUA
This is a messenger RNA of Oncorhynchus masou masou (cherry salmon), 3816 nucleotides long. RefSeq names its product testis expressed 2, like (gene tex2l). Gene Ontology annotation, molecular function: lipid binding. Lineage: Eukaryota; Metazoa; Chordata; Actinopteri; Salmoniformes; Salmonidae. The transcript is spliced from 11 exons. The record is from RefSeq and is a predicted model, not a curated record. Gene Ontology annotation, cellular component: endoplasmic reticulum.